Molecule: messenger RNA, 990 nt
Organism: Dacryopinax primogenitus
Lineage: Eukaryota; Fungi; Basidiomycota; Dacrymycetes; Dacrymycetales; Dacrymycetaceae
Product: ribosomal protein S5 domain 2-like protein
Exons: 4
Coding region: 1-990 (329 amino acids)
Biological process (GO): U4 snRNA 3'-end processing; nuclear mRNA surveillance; TRAMP-dependent tRNA surveillance pathway
Cellular component (GO): cytoplasmic exosome (RNase complex); nuclear exosome (RNase complex)
Source: RefSeq, a predicted model, not a curated record
AUGGCCGCUCCUCUCUCAAAGGCUGAAUCUUCAUACCUUUCCACAGGACUGCUCCUCUCAGAGCGUGCAGAUGGACGCUCUCUCCUCGACUAUAGGCCUAUAACUCUUGCUACUGGCGUUGUUCCCAGCGCGAAUGGCAGUGCGCGUGCAAGAGUAGGGGACACGGACGUCUUGGUGGCGGUCAAGUUGGACGCGGUGAGGUUAGAUGACGUGGUUGACGGAGACGACGAGAGGCAGGAAGGAAAAGCGCAGUUCGUUUGCUCUGUUGAAUGCUCCCCGUCAGCCCUACCACACCUUCCGACAGACACGCUCCCCGACCUUUCCUCCGACCUUACCACCCUUCUUUCGUACUACCUUUCUCUCCCUUCCCUUCUUCCUCUCCGACAGCUCCUCAUAGUCCCUCGUCGUCGGGCAUGGCAACUCUCCGUCGACGCGCUGCUCCUUUCCUAUGGCGGGAACGUCACCGACGUCCUUUUUGCCGCUGUUCGGGCUGCACUGUGGGAUUUACGAGUGCCUAAAACAAGAAACUUCGUUUACGAUACGCCAGAUGCAGCGGAUAGCGCGCUCGGGCCUGGGUUAGGGGGGUUCAGGAUAGAGCGGGCCGGAGUGCUAGAUCAUGCUCGUGGAUUACGCCGACCUGAAGCAGCAGAUUUCGAGCUGGAGGAUGGGUCGGACGAGGGAGUGCCACUAGAGGGGCGUGAGCUCCUCCCUGUCUGCAUCACCUUGAAUCUUUUAACUCCGAUAUUUUACCUGGACGCCCUCCCCGCUGAAGAGGCAUGCACCCCCUGCCGCGUCAUUCUCUUCGUUCGACCCUCGGGGGCCCUAUGCGGCCUUCACAGGGUAGGAGACUCGGAGAUCAUGCCAGCAGAGCUCAAACAAGUGUUACACGAGGCUGUGAAGCACGGCCAGGAAUUAGCGAAGGCACUGAAUGACCGACUGAGGGAUCCGAAAAUCGCAUCUUUGGGUUCAAAUUUAGGGGCGUUCAGUUGA